Messenger RNA from Xenopus laevis (African clawed frog), 3670 nucleotides. RefSeq names its product protein phosphatase 1 regulatory subunit 16A (gene ppp1r16a.L). Lineage: Eukaryota; Metazoa; Chordata; Amphibia; Anura; Pipidae. The transcript has 10 exons. The coding region runs from base 573 to 2222 and encodes 549 amino acids. Gene Ontology annotation, cellular component: cytoplasm; plasma membrane. Gene Ontology annotation, molecular function: myosin phosphatase regulator activity; enzyme inhibitor activity; protein phosphatase regulator activity. The record is from RefSeq and is a predicted model, not a curated record.
GAGGCUGCAGGAAGCGCUUCAGGUUUCCCCGGGGAGGAGAAGGAUCAGGAGUUUCCAGCGGACUCGGGGCUGCGGGACUUGUGGGGGGAGAGACUGUUCAUUUAGUAGCGGGGGCUGAGUGUGAGUGUGAGUGUGAGUGACCCCACAGCUCCUUAACUCUUUCCCUCCCACUCACUCCAGGAAGUGACCCCCCAGUUGUGUCAGGAACGCGCUGCUGAGCCCCCCCCUCCCUCAGGAUCAGGAGUUGCCCCCCCGGGCUGGGCCGUCACGUGACAGUUUGUUCCUGGGGGGCGGAUUAUUGGUGAGUGUGAGUGUGAGUACAGGGGGGGCAUUGUAGUGACAUCAGGAUCAGUGAGUGUGAGUGUCAGUAGAUGAGUGAGUGUGAGUGAGAGUCAGUAGUUGAGUGAGUAGGUGUGAGUGUGGGUCAGUGAGUGUCGGUGAGUCAGUAGGUGAGUGUGAGUGAGACUCAGUGAGUGUGAGGUGAGUGUGAGUCAGGGAUGUGAGUAGGAGCAGCUGAUGCCCCUGAGCCCCCCCCUGUAUAUUCCGUGUGAGAGAUCUGGGGGGGCACAGUAAUGGCGGAGCACGAGGAGUUGGUGUUGGAGAUGUCGGGGGUGAGUGGGAUGAGCCCCCAGGAGAGGGUGAAACAAGCCCAGAAGCGCCGGGCUCAGCAGCUGAAGAAUUGGGCUCAGUGUGAGAAGGGGGGGCACGGCAAGAAGCCAAAGGGGGGGCAGAAGAAACAGGGGGGCAAAGAGCAACGACGGGUCACGUUCCCCCCAACUGUCACUUUACUGGAGGCCGCUGCCCGGAACGACACUGAGGAAGUGCGAUACUUACUGCAGAAUGAAUUCAGCCCAGACUUGUAUAACGAGGAUGGUCUGACAGCGCUACACCAGUGCUGCAUUGAUGACUAUGAAGAGAUUGUCAGGCUUCUGAUUGGUGCAGGAGCGGAUGUGAAUGCCUGUGAUAGUGAACUAUGGACGCCUCUUCAUGCUGCUGCUACAUGUGGUCACCUGCACCUGGUGGAGCUCCUCAUUAAACAUGGUGCCAACCUGCUGGCAGUGAACUCGGAUGGGAACAUGCCCUACGACCUGUGUGAGGAUGAUGUGACCCUGGAUCAUAUUGAGACGGCAAUGGCUGAGCAAGGUAUCACCCAGGAGAAGAUAGAGGAGUGUCGGGGGGCCACUGAGCAGCACAUGUUGGAAGAUAUUCAGCAUUUGGUGGAGACGGGCGGAGAGGUGAAUGCACACGACCCUAACGGCACCAGUUUGUUGCACAUUGCGGCUGCGAAUGGAUAUCUGGCGGUGGCGGAGCUUCUCCUGGAGCACAAGGCGCUGGUAAAUGCCAGAGACCAAGAUGGCUGGGAGCCACUACAUGCGGCCGCUUGCUGGGGGCAGAUCCACGUGGUGGAACUACUUGUAGCGCACGGCGCCGACCUGAAUUCCAAGUCUCAGCUGGACGAGACGCCAUUGGAUGUGUGUGGGGACGAGGAGGUCCGAGCCAAGAUCCUGGAGCUGAAGCACAAACAUGACGCCAUCAAGAAAUCACAGGACAAACACCGGACGGCUCUGCAGAGGAGAACAUCCAGCGCUGGCAGCAGAGGGAAGGUGGUGCGUCGGGUGAGUGUGACGGAGCGUACCAAUAAGUACAGGAGGGAACAUCAGAAGGAAGCCAUGGUCUGGCAGCAGCGAGGCUCCAGGGAGAAUGAAGUGGAGCAGCAGGAUGAGGAUGAGGAUAAAACGACCAACACAGAGAUGCAGCAGCACCAACCGAGUGUGGAGGCGGAGCCAGAGAAAGCGGCCGGAACUGAGGGAGAGGAGGGGCCAGCGGAGGACCAUGAUGUGCCAGUUUCCAGCUCAUUCCCAUCAUCCCAGCGGAACGGGAUUCUGAUUCCCGCCUCCAAACACACCUUCUCCAAGCGCUUGGACCGCAGUGUGUCUUACCAGCUGGCCACCCAGGGGGACACGGGCCCGGACUUGAGCAAUGAACGCUCCCACCACACAUUGGCUGAGCUGAAACGACAGCGGGCGGCGGCCAAGCUCCAAAGGCACGCGCCACCCCCACCCCCUAUGUCUGACUCUGAAGCACAAGAUUCCUCAGGCCCCGCCCCCCAGGAGCCUGUAUAUUACACUACAGCAAGUGGGGAGCCCCCGUUAUUGAAACUCAUUGCUCCAGUAGAGGAGACCACUCCAGCGGAGAAAAGACCCUGCUGUGGGGUGAUGUGACUGCUUGGGGCACAGCCUGGAAAGGGACUCUCGCUGCAUUUAAAGGGCCAGUAUCUUUCCCAUGGGCAGAUUUGUCCUUUAAACUAUUUUAGCAGAGAAAGUAUUUUUAUAGGGGGCUCCUGGGGGUGCGCGGAGCUCAGAGCGGCACCUCGGCUCUUUUUUUUUUUAUAAAUCUGGAUUUUAUAAAGUUGAAAUUUAUCUAUAAUAUUCUAUUUUUGUGGGGAAUUCCCUAUUAUUGUGCGGUUUCCAAAGCUCAGUAUUCCUUAUGGCUGCAGGGUAACCCGACUCCUGAGGUGCUUCCCAGUGGACCCCUGAGGAGACACGUGUGUGUGUGUGGCAUGAGAGGGGUGUGUUAGUGCGCUCAGGGGAUAUAUGUGUGUGUGUGUGUCACUCAGUGUUAUUGCACAACUCUCUCACUACACACUGUUGCUGCAGCCAAUCACAGGAAGUUCACAGGAGUAUCCGCUCCUCCCACAUUUACUCCCCGUUAUAUAGAAAUUUGGGAACUUGGCCUACAUACUGGGGAUCCCAUUCCCUCAGAUACAGGUACUGGGGGGGGGUAGAUUUCUAAAAACUUCUCCGCCUCCCUCUAUUUAAAGGGUAACUUCUCUUGACUCUGUUUCUCAGCAUUUGUGAAGCAUUCUCCUGUAGGAAGAUCUAUGGCUACCAUUUUGGCCCCAAGCUUUUGUAUUUAUGAGAAUUUGGGUACAAAGUGCUAAAUUAAUAACAACAAAUUUGUAGCCUUACAGAGCAUUUGUUUUUAGAUGGGGGUCAGCGACCCUCAUUUUCAAAACUGGAAUCAGAAGUAAAAGGCAAACAAUUCAAAAACUAUAAAGAAAAAAGAAAUGAAGGCCAAUUGAAAUGUUGCUUAGAAUUAGUCAUUGUAUAACAUAAUAAAUGUUGGGAUGUGUGAGUUUUCUGAUAUGAGACAAGAUAAAGGGCAUUAAGGGUGGAAUUAAGGAGAAUCUCAUAAUUUUGGGGGACCUUCACUUAUAGGGAAACGAACCCAAAGACUCCAUGGUUUUAAUUGGCCUAGGAAUGUUAUGCAAAUGAAAUGACAAUUCUGAUUGGUUGCUGCAUCUAGUACUAAUGAUGUGAGUGUGAGUGAGUGUAUAGAGCAUGGCUGGUGUCCAGUGUGUGGUCAGGAUGAAAUGCAUUGUGGGAAAUGUGUGUAUGGCUGAUAGAGCUCAGGAUUGGGAAGGAGCGCGGGUUUGGAACAUUCUCAGGGCCUUUCCUUUUCUACUGAGCCUGUGUCUGUUCACUGGAUAUUGCCCUCCCCAGACACUCCCAGAGGUAUUUCCUUAAUGCUGAAUGGUUUGUCUCUUAUCCAAUGGGAAUGAACUCACUGCAGAUACAGCGUCCGGAAUGUGAACUCUGAUUGGUUCUCAUGAAAUUGUUCCCAUUUGUAAUAUUUUCCAUCAGCUGAAAAAAAAGUCUAUUUAUCAUUA